UAGACUUCCUAUUGCAACCCUCAUAUUUCCUAUAGCAACAGUUAUACUACAACCGUUGAAUUUGAUUGAAUUUUCUAAUUCGAUCCUGUCGCGCGGCCAUUUUCCUUAAAGCGCGAAAAUUCCCUCUCCCCAAAAUUUCACCAAAAAUCUAAAACCCUUGUGGAUUCUUCUUCUUCCUCAGACCAAAAUACCCAAAUAUUUUGAACCUAAAAAAAAACUCGAUCUCCGUCUUCUCUAAUUCUCUGCUUCCCCAUAUCAUCUUCUUCAAUUCGUUUUUCCCAACUGCUCUAAAUUUUACGAGAAAAAGGAAAAAACACCCAAAAAAAAAAAAUCUUGAAAUUAACAGUCGUCGCCUCUUUCUCCACGGUCGUUGCUGCAAGUUCUAUGUUAAAGUGUCAAGUAUUCCUCUCACGAGGACUUCUCUUUCUCUCAGGUUUAUAGAAAUUCGCGUUUAAAUCCGAAUCUGUGAACGCUGCUGCUUAUAUAUUUUCAAGAAAACAUCUUUCUAUGUUCGUGUGACUGCUGAUAAUAAUGGAAGGUCACCUUCUUUACAGCUGCCACGUUUUACUGAGAUGGUUACCAAAAAUAUUGCACGCAAGGUCUGUGUGUUAACUGACUUUUAAAUUAUCUUCUUUAUUUUUGUUAAAAAAUGCAAAAUAUCAACAAUCAGUCAUGUUCACACACCUAUUCUGCUUACAUGAGUGUAUUAAAACUUGGUUUAUGUUGUUAAAGUACAUUGGAAUCCUUACAAGUUUUAUUGUUGAAUUGAAAACUGACCUGCAACAAAUCCGAAUUUAUGAAUUGAAAACUGGCCGGACAGGUCUGUAAACAGUAUGCACCCAAGGUUUUGGGGGGGGGGGGGGGGGUUAUGUGUGUGUGUGUGUGUGUGGAAAUAGGACUUGAGAUUUUUGAAUGACAACUAUGAACAAUAAAGACUCAGCCUUACUACUUGGGUCAAUACAGACUACGGACCUCAGAUUCCUGGAACUCAUAGCUUACCUAUCUAAAUUAAGGAAGACGGAGGAAGUAGCGUUUUAGAAGGUUGAUUAGCCACAAUUCACAUACAAACUAUAGCUGAAAUAAUGACAUCAGUGAGUAAAUUAAAAGAAAUUCUAGUAUGAUUUGGGGCAGAAGCAACUACCCUUUCUAAUCCUCUGGAUUAUUAUUUAAUCAAUCUUGGAUUAGUUGAAUAUUAAAGUAAUGAUGUAAGGAAUUCAGCAUGUAUUAUCAACUAGAAGAGUCUGGAAAAAUAACAGAUCUCAUAAUAACAGGUAUUUAUGUGUUUUGUAUUAGUUUCUUUUGUUGAUAAUCUACCUUAAAAGGACAGUUUCACAUUAAUUUACAAGGUGAAAGUUUUAGACUCUUGAAAAACCAUGAUACUUUGUCUGAACUACAGUCUGGCUUGAACAAAUAUUACAUGCGGUAAAAGUUCUAGACCUGACUGGUGAAACUGUCUAAGAUGUCGUUCAGCCUAUCCAGCAGAACAAUAGAUCUUUGGCUUUUGAGCAAAAAGCUUCCAUCAGCUAAUUUUAGUAGAUACCUCCUGCUGCUAAUUUCCUUUUUUAUUUAAUAAAAAUUAUCAACCUUCCAUUAAACCACUGUGUUGUGGUUACAUACAUGCUUGAACCCGAGGCAUGUAGUUACAGCUUGCCAUAUGAGAAACACCAAGAAAUAAAUAGAGUUCAUUCUAGUGAAUGAAACAUAAACUUGUUGGACAUAAACUUGUUUUGCAAUGAUUAAUGCCAUCCAGAAGUUAUUGCUGAACCUGCAAGAGAUGAUGAUGUUAAGGUUGCUAAUUCUACGAAGAUAUUUUUUUCCUUUUUGUUUCCUGCUGCAUGAAAUUGUUUCUUGCUUUAAUGAUUGAUCAAGUCACAUUUCUCUGCCUCUCCUAUUGGUAUAAUAAAUAGAGUUCAUUCUAGUGAAUGAAACAUGAAUGCUAAGUUUCGCCGGCUGAUUGCUGCUCAACUUACAGUAGUUUGUCCUGUAAAUAGCAUCUGACUUGUCAUUACUGUCAUGUUCAAAACAGAUGCAAUAUAUAUAUCUCUCACUAAUAGCUUUUGUUAGGAAAUUAAAGGUGCUGGAGCCUUUUCUGGAAAAGAUAGUGGUUUCUCUGCUCAAUGACCGCAUAGUUGUUUAACGCGAACCAAAGAGGCCUCUGCCUAGUGCGAUUAAGAAAAAAACUUCCAUGCACUUUCGGCUGAUUUGUCUUAUUGUCUCGUGACUCUCAUUAGCCAGUAAAAAUGAAGUAAAGCUGUGUGUUUGAUGACAGCAGCAGAAUUACCAAAUUGUACUAAUAAAGGUGGGACUUUGCCACAUUGGUAUAGGAAAAGCUUCAGUGCCUUUUUAGUAUCUGAAUACGCAUGCUGUCAAAUAAACUUGAAUUUCAGCCAGAAUAGUAUCCAUUCAAUAUUCUUAAUUCUUCUAUGCUAUUAUUUUCUCUCAUUAAUUGUAACAUUCACCUCAUUGCCGAAGGACCCUAUACAAUUAGGGAAUUGGUGGUUUGUGCAGGCAGUAGGGCCUGAUAAUGAAAUUGUUGAAGAAUUUACUCGAUUUUUGGGAACUAUGGCUAAAAAUUCUGAGUUAGCCCCUCUUAAUUUUGUUAAUUGGCCAAGUCUUCCCACACAUGAUAACAUAUGGGAAUAUGUCAAGGAGAAAUACAUGGUACCUGAAGAAGGAAGAAAGUGGGUAAUGGAAACUGUUAACUAUGCCUGGCCUUUCCAUAAAUGUAGAAUGAAACAGAAAUAUUACUAUGCAUUUGAUAUUGACGAAGAAAGAUUGUAAAACCAUCCGAAAACCAUUCCAAAAACACAUUUCGAAGAUCUCUUGAACUACUGGAAUUUAACGACAACUAAGGAAGAAAGUGAGACCAACAAAAGGAAUCGUCAAAUGCUCCAAGAUAUGCACACAAUAGGUCCAAAAUCAUAUGCCUUGUUACGUCAUAAAUUGCAACAAGAGGACCCGAAUAAGCAAGAACCUUCCCAAGCGAAGGUCUACAAAGCAUCCAGGUCAAGAAAUCCUAAGAAGACAUACAAAACAAGUUUCGAGAAAACGAAAGAUAAUAUUGUUCAAAUGGAGGCGUUAGUGUCUCAACAACAAGAAGUAGGACAGAAAAAUGCAGAUCCCUACUACGAAGUGAUAAAAAAAGCCGAGCACAUUGGACGUGUACGUCUUUUUGGGAAAGCUGUGACCAAGAGUGAUUUAAAGAAAAGAGGCAAAGCUUCGGGAUACACAAUUCCUGAAGAGUUCCUACAGAGCAUCCAAGCAAUGUUAAUUAAACAAUUUCAAGAAGCUAAUCCUGGAAUGAAUCUCGUGGUUCCUGGAUCCUCUACUGGAUCAAUUCCAAGGGAGUCAACUAGUGACAGGUCACAAGUUAACGAGGAGCGAAGUGGGGAACAGUCUUCUACUGGGACACAACUAGAAAAUCAGGUUGUUGAAGAACAAAUGAAUUAGAUAUGGAGGAAGUAUAACUUUUUUGGUGGUGCAUGUAUCUCAAUUUGUAAUUAGUUGGCCAUUUUGAUGUAUGUAUGUGUGAUCUUAGCUACGUAAGAAACUUGUAAUACGUUAUUAUUUUUUGUGAACGUGUGAUACGCUUUUAUCUUUUGGAAUACUUAUAUAAGUACUAGCAAAGUACUUAAUUAUAAUUAAAAUCAUUUGUAGAUAUUCAAGUGA
Molecule: messenger RNA, 3669 nt
Organism: Spinacia oleracea (spinach)
Lineage: Eukaryota; Viridiplantae; Streptophyta; Magnoliopsida; Caryophyllales; Amaranthaceae
Exons: 8
Coding region: 2887-3450 (187 amino acids)
Source: RefSeq, a predicted model, not a curated record